AUGGAUAGCAGCCUCCAGCAGCCCACAGAACAAUCUCGAUUCAAGCGGAUAUGUGUUUUCUGCGGCAGCAGCCCCGGCAAGAACCCUAGCUAUCAGAUUGCUGCUAUACAGCUUGGAAAACAACUGGUUGAGAGGAACAUCGACUUGGUUUAUGGAGGUGGAAGUGUUGGAUUAAUGGGCCUAAUCUCCCAAUCUGUAUAUAAUGGUGGUCGCCACGUGUUAGGGGUGAUUCCCAGAACUCUCAUGCCCAGAGAGAUCACUGGAGAACCUGUUGGAGAAGUGAGAGCCGUAUCCGGUAUGCACCAAAGGAAGGCAGAAAUGGCCAAGCAAGCUGAUGCAUUCAUAGCCUUGCCAGGUGGCUAUGGUACAUUGGAGGAACUCUUAGAAGUCAUCACUUGGGCUCAACUCGGAAUUCACGACAAACCGGUAGGUCUCCUCAAUGUAGAUGGGUACUACAACUCUCUUCUGUCAUUUAUAGACAAAGCUGUUGAUGAGGGUUUUAUUACACCAUCUGCCCGUCAUAUAAUUGUUUCUGCCCCAACUGCCCAUGAACUUAUGUCCAACCUUGAGAAUUAUGUUCCGAAGCAUAAUGGAGUUGCGUCGAAGUUGAGUUGGGAGAUGGAGCAACAACAAUUAGGUUACUCAACGAAAUCAGAAAUUGCUCGUUAG
This is a messenger RNA of Fraxinus pennsylvanica, 669 nucleotides long. The record is from the annotation of a GenBank genome assembly. NCBI's taxonomy places the organism in Eukaryota, Viridiplantae, Streptophyta, Magnoliopsida, Lamiales, Oleaceae.